CAUUAGAAUAAAAUAAUGAGGCACAUAAAAUAAGCCUGGUUUCCUGGCUUUGCAUCCCCAUAACUUAUACCAACCUACAAACGACCUCAUCCAAUCCCGUACGACCUCUCUCUCCACACACUUGUAAAUCAAGGAGUUGCAGAUCGCAAUGGGUUGCUCUUCGUCCCUUCCAGAUAGGGGCUCUGGGCGGUUGGCGGGUCCUAAUUUGGAGAACGGUGCUGCUCCUGAUUCUAAAAACUUACGCGUCAAGCUUGUUCUGUUGGGCGAUUCUGGAGUUGGUAAAAGCUGUAUUGUUCUUCGCUUUGUUCGCGGUCAAUUUGAUCCAACAUCCAAGGUGACUGUUGGAGCUUCAUUUUUGUCACAAACAAUAGCUCUGCAAGAUUCUACAACAGUGAAAUUUGAAAUAUGGGACACUGCUGGCCAAGAGAGAUAUGCUGCAUUGGCUCCCCUUUACUAUCGAGGUGCUGCAGUUGCAGUUGUCGUAUAUGAUAUAACAAGUCCAGAAUCAUUCUCCAAAGCACAGUAUUGGGUGAAGGAGCUGCAGAAACAUGGGAGCCCUGAUAUUGUUAUGGCCUUGGUAGGCAAUAAAGCCGAUCUUCAUGAGAAACGGGAAGUAUCUGUUGAAGAUGGCAGUGACUAUGCUGAAAAUAAUCAGAUGUUCUUUAUCGAGACAUCUGCGAAGACCGCGGAUAAUAUAAAUCAGCUCUUUGAGGAAAUCGCCAAGCGACUUCCUCGCCCUACUACUCAAUGAUCGUUGAAUCUUUAAAAGUGAACUAGUAAAAAGAUUCACAUCAUGGGGAACACAUUACCCUCUGUAAUUAUAAGUUGUAUAUUAUGAUAUUAGUUUUUAAACGCCUGCAUUUUCAGAUUGUCGUGUUGUUCUAUUGAAAGGUUGUAGUUUCGAAACACCCUUUUCCUCGAAGUGAUGAAUAUAGAUAUUCAAGAGAAGAGAGAUCCAUAAGCUUGAUUUUUUCACUGUAGGUGAGACAAACUCUUACUCUAGAUGAUUGAAUUUGCUCCUUUCUUAUUGGUUCUCAAACUAUCACAGACCUAAGCUGGCCAAAGUUUCAAUCUAGUUUUUCUCAGUUUAAUGUGUAGUUGCGUAGAUCAAUUGGAUUUUUGUAUGCUACUAAAGUAACUAAUGGACUUAAUUAUUUCAAGUUUCGGUAAUUGAUCAGCAAUGACACAUGUUGAAAUGAA
Molecule: messenger RNA, 1200 nt
Organism: Humulus lupulus (European hop)
Lineage: Eukaryota; Viridiplantae; Streptophyta; Magnoliopsida; Rosales; Cannabaceae
Product: ras-related protein RABF1
Exons: 8
Coding region: 149-751 (200 amino acids)
Molecular function (GO): GTP binding; GTPase activity
Source: RefSeq, a predicted model, not a curated record